This is a messenger RNA of Manacus vitellinus (golden-collared manakin), 3120 nucleotides long. RefSeq names its product zinc finger DHHC-type containing 14 (gene ZDHHC14). The record is from RefSeq and is a predicted model, not a curated record. Gene Ontology annotation, biological process: peptidyl-L-cysteine S-palmitoylation; protein targeting to membrane. The transcript is spliced from 9 exons. Bases 773 to 2260 code for a protein of 495 amino acids. Gene Ontology annotation, cellular component: Golgi apparatus; endoplasmic reticulum. Gene Ontology annotation, molecular function: protein-cysteine S-palmitoyltransferase activity. Lineage: Eukaryota; Metazoa; Chordata; Aves; Passeriformes; Pipridae.
GCUGCCGCGGGCUCGGGAGAAUCCCUUCCUAUGGAGUAGUGACAGGGGAGCCCUGCGCCCCCGGGUCUGCGCGGAGCGGCGGCCGCUUCCCGCUGGACUGCGGCUUCAGGAGGAGGAGAGCUUGAAGUGUUCCUCGGAGCUGGAGUUGCAGCCUGGUUCCUUACUUGAGUGUUUUUUUUUUUUUUUUUGGUCUUCUCCUCCUUAAUGAUUUGUUACGCGUAUCUCUCGAGGGAACAUCUUAGGAAUGGUCAUUUUUAGCAGUGAAAUCUGCUGCGCAAAGGAGGAUUAUAACAGAUCUCUAUGAAUGAUAGACUCGAUUGCUAAACCUUGCCUUGACCGACCUUCUGACCCUCGGAGAGAGCUCUCAGGGUGUGCGUGGGAAGGAUAAAAAAAUCCUCCCAUUUGAAAAUAAACUUGAAAAAAAAAGACUAAUUUUUUGGAGCCUAAUUGCUUUAUAAUUGCUUUUUUCCCUCUUUGUUUUGUGAUAAGUUGUUUUGAAAAGGAUUGUCCUACAUGGUUGUUUUGUAACUGGUGGAGGAAGGAAGGAUCCCUCUCAAGCGUUUCUGGUAUGACAGCUUUGGUUUCUGAAGAGUUAACUGGUGUUUGCAUUAUACACCUCUUGCUAGUCUGGUAGCAGACUUUUCAUCAUUUUAUUUGCAUUUUUUAUUAACUGGGGCUCGUGGAGAGGGCUGUCUUGGUCACAACAAUAUUUGCACAUAUAUAUAUUGUAUAUAUUUUUGGUGGGGUUCUCCCCACAUUUUACUCUUUCUUGAUGACUCCUGGAGGUGGUAGUGGGCCCAUGAAAGACUGUGAAUACAGUCAGAUCAGCACACACAGUUCUUCGUCUCCCAUGGAGUCUCCCCAUAAGAAAAAGAAAUCAGUUCCCAAGAGAAAAUGGGAGGUUUUUCCUGGAAGAAACAAAUUCUUCUGCAAUGGGAGGAUCAUGAUGGCUCGACAGACUGGAGUUUUCUACCUGACUCUUGUUCUCAUCUUGGUCACCAGUGGACUCUUCUUUGCAUUUGAUUGUCCAUAUCUGUCAGAGAAGAUUACGCCUGCUAUCCCUGCAAUUGGUGGGAUUCUUUUCUUUUUCGUGAUGGGGACCCUGCUGCGUACUAGUUUCAGUGAUCCUGGUGUCCUCCCCCGCGCAACACCAGAUGAAGCAGCAGAUCUAGAGAGACAAAUAGGUAACACUGAAGAUAUAGCAAAUGGCUCCAGUUCAGGAGGAUAUCGCCCCCCUCCCAGAACAAAAGAAGUGAUCAUCAAUGGACAGACAGUGAAACUAAAAUAUUGUUUUACUUGCAAGAUUUUCCGCCCACCUCGUGCCUCACAUUGCAGCCUUUGUGAUAACUGCGUAGAACGGUUUGAUCACCACUGUCCCUGGGUAGGCAACUGUGUGGGGAAAAGAAACUACAGAUUUUUUUAUAUGUUUAUUUUAUCUCUGUCCUUUCUGACAGUCUUUAUAUUUGCAUUCGUUAUCACCCACGUCAUCCUUCGUUCUCAACAAACAGGGUUCCUCAAUGCCCUGAAGGACAGCCCUGCAAGUGUGCUGGAAGCUGUGGUGUGUUUUUUCUCAGUAUGGUCCAUUGUUGGCCUCUCAGGUUUUCAUACAUAUUUGAUCAGCUCCAAUCAAACAACAAAUGAAGAUAUUAAAGGAUCAUGGUCAAAUAAAAGAGGUAAAGAAAACUAUAAUCCCUACAGUUAUGGCAACAUCUUUACCAAUUGCUGUGCUGCACUCUGUGGGCCCCUCUCUCCAAGCUUAAUUGACAGAAGAGGAUUUAUACAACCAGAUACACCGCAAUUAGCAGGACCGUCAAAUGGCAUUACUAUGUAUGGGGCCACACAAUCUCAGAGCAACAUGUGUGACCAAGAUCAGUGCAUUCAGAGCACCAAAUUCGUUUUGCAGGCUGCUGCCACCCCUCUACUACAGAGUGAGCCAAGCAUAACUAGUGAAGAGCUACCUUUACCAGGAAAGACUUCUAUCAGUGGGCCUUGUGCAGCUCUAACUCUAGGGCAACCGACACCACCAUCUUCUAUGCCAAAUCUCACAUCAGAUUCAGGUUUGACAGACAUCAUACCAUUAAAAGAGGAACACGAAGGUCAUCAAUUUCUCACUCCUGAAGAAGCUCCAUCACCUCCUGGGAUGUUGCCAAGUGGAAGUCCUAUCACACACAGCCAUACAAUGCACGUCCUGAGUCUAGCCAGCCAGGAUUCAUUGCAUGAAGACUCAGUACGUGGUCUCGUGAAGCUUAGCUCAGUUUGAACAGCUUUUUUGAACAUCGCACCAUUUCCUGGUGUCUGUACAAAUCUCUAAUUAACAGGAAUGACACUUCAGUACCGCUGUAAGACUUCAUAACAUACCUAUAAUGGAAACUAUAUCGCAUAGUGGAGUCUACUAAAAAAACAAGUUAUUUUUCAAUGGAGCUAUGGCAUUUUUUUGAACAGGUUGCUAAUGGUUGUGCUUUGAUGGUGACUGCAUUUUAUUUUUAAAUAAAACCAGAAGAGGUCAAUAAUCUUGUUUUCUGAAGCUUUGGUACCCCAAGUUGGAAGUCUGCCUGUAACAAACACCAUGUACAGUACAAAAAGAGAGAGAUUAUUGGAUGUAAGUGUCAUGCUCUGUGUUCUAUGCUCUUGUAAUACACACUUGUUAAGGCUUACCACACCUGUGGCCAGAAUGAUCUGCACUUACAUGUUAUGCUACCAAUAUUUGAGAAUAGAAAAUUACCAUUCCAUUUGUUAAUACAAAAAAAAAGACUGCAGAUGUGGAUUUGCAUGCCACGCUACAGUAUGUGUUACAGUGGUGUUGGUAUUAAGAGAAAGUGCUGCUUUUUUAUUUGUGACUUUGAAAGUGCUGUUUCAUUUAAAGACAGUACAAUAAACAAAUUAAUGGACUAUAUUUUUUCAAUUUAUUAAAUUUUAUUUUAAAUUAAUCAGUGGUGCCUAGAAGGUGACGAAUUACUGAUUUGAUCAUGUUGCAUAUCAUUUAACCUUCUGUUUAAGUGUUUAGAGUGAGGUAUUGUGUUGUGCCAUACCACAAAAUUCUUCCACUCCCUAAUGUGAUACAGUUACCUGUGGACCUCCAAUAAAAUUACAUCCUCUAUUUUGUGGACAUGUGUACAGUUA